CAGAAGAAGUGGGACAUGGUGGGCAUCCUCAUUCAAGAUGGGGAAGGAAAACCAGAGAUGCUUUCUGUUAAUAUUAGUUUGGAGAAAACUUGGGCAGUGAAGAGGCCAAGGAAUUUCUACUACAUCACUAUGUUGCGGGACCCCGUGUCACGUUACCUGAGUGAAUGGAAACAUGUUCAGAGAGGGGCCACGUGGAAAACCUCUCUCCACAUGUGUGAUGGAAGGAGCCCCACCCCAGAUGAGCUGCCUACUUGCUACCCAGGGGAUGACUGGUCUGGGGUCAGCUUGCGGGAGUUCAUGGAUUGCAGCUACAACUUGGCCAACAACCGGCAGGUGCGCAUGCUGGCUGACCUCAGCCUGGUGGGCUGCUACAACUUGACUUUCAUGAAUGAGAGUGAGCGCAAUACCAUCCUGUUGCAAAGUGCUAAGAGCAACCUGAAGAACAUGGCCUUCUUCGGGCUCACGGAGUUCCAGAGGAAGACACAGUUUCUCUUUGAGAGGACAUUCAACCUGAAGUUCAUCUCCCCUUUCACACAGUUUAACAUCACACGGGCUUCCAAUGUGGACAUCAAUGAGGGAGCCCGUCAGCACAUCGAGGAAUUGAACUUCCUGGACAUGCAGCUUUAUGAAUAUGCAAAAGAUCUCUUCCAGCAACGGUACCACCACACCAAACAGCUAGAGCACCAGAGGGACCGCCAAAAGAGGCGUGAGGAGCGGAGGCUGCAGCGAGAACACAGAGCACAUCGAUGGCCCAAAGAGGAUGGGGCCACAGAGGGGACUGUCACGGAGGAUUACAACAGCCAGGUGGUGAGAUGGUGACCCUCCGCCUGCUCCUUUUUCAUGACCGGGAGAUGAGCAGGCACCUUGUCCUGCUGUUGGAUUACACUGAAGAAGGAAGCUGGGUCAGGCUGAGGAUCUCUGGCUGUGUGUGACUUAAUUCAAAUGUCUGCUUCCUCUUCGUCUUCAAUUCAACUGGAAAUUUUCCAUCUUGUUUUCUUUUUUCCUUUUCUAGACAUUUUCUGAUCACUGAUAUAAGUGGGGUGGAAAUGUAUUGAACAGACCACUUUAGGGGGUCAGAAGAGAGGCCUCAGAAAGGAGACAGUAUAUAGUAUCUUUGACACUCACAGUGGGUCAAGUAGGGAGCCUGAGGCCCACAGAAGUACCCAGGAAAACCAAAACCAUGGCUUGUAUGCUCUGCUGAAUUCAUCACAGUGCACCCAAUAGACCAUUGGUCUGUUUAGAGAAAGAGAGAAAGACCCUUCUGCCCUUAGAUGACCCUUCUCACUCUGUGUUGAAUUUGGGAACUGUUCAAAUGAGGUUUAAAUCAUGAAUAACAUGGUUUGUCUCUGCAGAUGGUUUUAAACAAGAUUACCAUAAUACUGACCAUAACUAGAGACUCUUAGCCUACAAACUCUGACAUCAGAGCCCUAAGCCACAGGUCCACUUGAUCUUUUAGGGGAUAGGGAGUGAACACAAGGUAGGGUUGGUUAUGACCCUGAGAAAUGAACACUGAUGGGACAUUUUGGGGAACACACUUAUUUAGUAAUGACUAAGGAGAUUGUACUUUAUCAGUGUUAAUCCUCCAAGUAAAGAAUAAAUUUUUAAAAAUUAGGAGAAUGAGAGCAAAGAAAGCAGAAGAAAACCUCCAUUUCUAAGCCAGCUUUAGAACCUUAGUUGUUACAUUAAAAAAAUGUCAGACUCUUGCCUUUGUGGGGCAGACACCUUCUCAGCCAGGUUUGAAAUUCUGCUAUCACAGAAGAAAAGAUGUUUUCAAAAAUCUUGAGUUAAAGUACAGGAGCUGAACCAAUGAGGACACACAAUACAUCCCAAGUCAAUAUAUGAGUGGGGCCAGGAGCUGCAGCAUGGCAUCCGUGAGACAGUGUUAUCAGUUCAGAAGGACGCUGCAUCUGACAUUUACAGGGUGCUUAAACCGCUGUCUUCCCACACAAUCAUUGCCUGUUCCAUGGCUACAACCAGAGAAUCAAACUACAGCAUAAAACUGGACCAAAAAUAUGCUGCAUUGCCCUAGGUUCCUUGGUUUUACCCUUCCCAAGCCACAACAACAGACACUUCUGGAAAGGGAUAGGAAGGAGGGAGUAGAAAGCCUUUGCCUCACAUUCAGUGGAGGAGCAGAGUGAGUAGAAAGUUUUACAACAUGUUUGUAAGAUCAAUUCUUUCAAGCAGCUAAAGGCCAAAGGCUUGAGACCCAGAAAUCAGAGUGGAAGACCUAUUUCACUGAUAUCCUAUGUGUUUGAUGUUUAAGCCAGCUUUACACAAGCCACUUCUCAGCCUUCAGAAUGUUCUCUCUGGGGUUGAACGGCCAUCAUCUCCCAAUGUUUAUGGAGGGACUGAUGCAAGGGAGCCUAGCAUCUUUUGUAGAUUCCAAUGGAGAAGUAGCUUUGAUGUUUCUCUUACUGUGCUUGGCGUCUAGUGUACUGAAUGAAAUGAUAUCAUUGGAUGGCCUUCUUGCGUCAUGCAUGUUCUAAGAGAAGCCCCAUGCUACACCUUCAAUAUAUCCAGCAUAACAAGGUGGAUAUUGCUAGUCCUCAUUAUAUAGCUGAGAAGAUGAAGCCCACAGAUGGGAUGAGCCUUCCUUAAAGAUUGUAAGGUGGACCUAGCUGGCCACAAAGCACAAGAUCUAUAUUCAUGUAGUGCUUCCUAUGUAGGGUAAAUAUUCCUGCCAAUCAUAGAAGAAGCCAGAUGUUCUUACACUGAAGUAUUUGCUCCUGAUCCACAGAGGUGGCAUAAAGUGAUAGGUCUACACUUGCAGUAAUCCUGAGUCCUUCUCCCCUAGGGUGAGUUCCCCCCUCAUCCUUAUCUCACUGGUGAGCUGAGAGAUGGAAGACUUCUUUAGCAACCAUAAUUUUUGAGUCACACACAAAAGUAAAUUUAAAGUGGGACAAUUAAUUAUGGCUUUUUCAUUUGUACAGAUGAAGCCUCUCAAAAUAUCCAUGUAUCGCUUUAUGAUGAUUUGCUCCAGAGGAGGUAGGGAAAGGGCGAACGGCAGAGGGAUGAAAAGAACACAUUCAGUCAUUGAGAUCUAAUGUUCUGCCAAAAAUGGAAACCUGAAAACUGUGCCUCUGCCAUCAACUCUGAUACACACAUACAUACAUGCAACACACACACACACACACACACACACACACACACACACACACACACACACCCCCUCAGUGUUUUUUCAAAUGGAAAAUCAAAACAGACUAGAAAGCAUCUAAUUGAUUCUUUUAAACUCACUUUACAUUUUUAGCAAGGAAUCCUGGAAGCAGCCCCUGCUACCACCACAUUAUUCCUCUGGAAUCUUAGAGUUUGUAUCAAAAGGCUUUCCGCCACCUCAAGGCUGAGUGUAGGAUGUGUGACCCUCCCUCCACUUGGAAGCAGACAACAGAAUGAUGUGAGAAGGAGAAACCAUCUCUGUGUUGGCCCCAGGCCAGUGCUAAGUGAAUUGGAAAGACUAGCAUGGGCUCUCUCACUCAUAGAGUUCCAUUCGGAAGCAUCACAGUUGUCAUAUCCCCGGGGUCCUGCUUGAUAGAAAUGGAGAGGUGGGAUAUAGUGCAUUCUCUGAAAAUUGACUGCACAGCUCCAUGCUGGGUGAUGCUGCAGGAAGAGAUGCCAGUGGCAGACACAGGAAGCUAAGGAUGCAUAGGAACUCAUCAGCCUUAAGGUCUCAAACCAUGUUAACUCCAACUACAUAGACAGGAAAAACAAUCCCUAGAUAAUUCCACUCCUUGUGUGCUUCUCCAAUUCCCAGGCAGGUGUUUUCUCCCUUCUCUUGGCAAUUGCAGGAGAAGACAGUGGACUGGAGUACAUAUGGGUGUGUGUGUGUGUGUGUGUGUGUGUGUGUGUGUGUGUGUGUGUGUGUGUGUGUGUGUAUGUGAUGUGUCACACACAUUUUGUUCAUAUUUUGAUAUGGACUAAGACAGAUACUUUUUUGUCUCCUUCCAGCUUCCUAGAAGCCUAUUCUUGAUACUGGGGAAAACAAUUAAUAACUUCACCAAUCAAUGUUGACAACACUUAAGAAAAAUUAUGUUACUAAAAAAUAUAAAGAUGUGUUUCUUUAUCAAAAACCUAAUCAACAAUUUGAACUAAAGAUCUUCAUUUGAUCAGACCAUUAACAUAAUAGUUUUAAAAGUCUGGAUGGAGAGGAGACUAAUCCUCUCUUAUUGCUUCUUCAUUCUAAGACAUAGCAUCUACCUCCUGGCCCAAGGUGUCUGCUCUAACCACAGCCACCUAAUUUUCACUCGAGAGAGUGGAGUGGAAGCACAAGGAAUCACAGGUACUGCUCGCAGUCACGUACCAUUGGCUGGAGUCAAGACAUCAGCCACAUCUAGUUGCAGAGAAGUCAAGAAAAUGUCUUAUUUCUCAGUGCUGGGUGUCUUGAUAAGUGGGGGGGGGGAGCUCGAUUGUUAAAGAAAUGGUGGAAAAUUAAUACUGAUAGAAAAUUACCAGUCCCCCAAACAAAAGGAAAUGGAAAAAAUGCCAAGUCCUUUUCAGUAUCGUUUAUUUUCUCAUCAGUUUUACAAAUGAUGAGAUUAAAAUUCACUCUGUCAGCAUUUAAUGCUUUUCACAACAUUUUGUGUAGUAUCUCACUUGGCCUGCCUUACAUUCUUAUGCACUGACAGGCAUUUCCAUUCUUUUACAUUUGAUCAUUUGGAAUGAAGAUUCAGAGGUGUUGGAAGACCCCCCCACACACACACACACACAUACACACCAGUUCUCAUUCAUUUGCAAGGAAGUUGCUCAGAGCCUAUGGUCUUUCGGCCUUGGAGCUUUUCCUACCACUAUAUUCUGUUUGGCAUCAGUAUUGGGACUGGGAGUUGCAAGAAUGGGAAAUCUAAAUCUUUAUUGAUUUCUGUCUUCCUUCAACUUGUUGUUCCAUGGCUACAACCAGAGAAUCAAACUACAGCAUAAAACUGGACCAAAAAUAUGCUACAGUGACCUAGAAAAUGCCAUGGACAGGUCCAGUAGACUCUCAAUUCUGCCCCCAGUGAAGAGGCCUCUUCCUUGAACGAAAUGGCUCAGGAAAAGAGUGGUACAAGGGAGUCAGAGAAAAACACAGGAAUUCAGGGGGGACACUCAGAUACCUGCAGCUGGAUGUCGGCCCUAUUCCACCCUCAAACUAUCUAUCCAACACGGAGACUGAGGGGAUAAGCUUACAACUCCAAUGGGACACACAACAUUCAAGAAAUUCAGAAUCAGUAGCUGCCUGUUAGGAAAGCUUAAGGGUUGAUCAAUAGGACCUCUGCUCAUAAAAUGCCUCCCUCUCUCUACUUUUUCCCCACGUCACUGGUAUUUUAUCAGCAGCAUAUCGUUACAGUUAUUUCAUAUUUUAUUUGGUAUUCUUUUGCCCAUUGCUGGAGGAUGAAAUGCUUUAAGCUGUAAUAAAUAAACAACUUCACCCAAUCCAUCUGAUUCCUUACCAGACAUGUCAUGUGGCUGAGAAGAGGGUCAAAAUGGGGUCACACAAGACACAGAGGACUACAGACAGUAGGGCAGCUCUAGAAGAAAGUAGGGCCCAGAAGGACAGACCACCCAGAGACAGAUGGUUAAAAUAUGUGCCAGUCAAUAGUGGAAUACAGAAAAAUGGUGAAGACAUAGCUUUUGUCCUUAGGAUAAAAGGUAGCCCAGAAACAUGUGACUUAAUUCUUCUAGCCACUUAGAAAAGCACAAGAUGGGACACACCCACAAGCAGAAUUAGAGCCUCAGGUAGACCUGGGGUCUGAAGGCUGACUAGAGAGGAAGAGUUGGACUAAACAGAGAGCUGUUUUUCACACAGGCAAGAACACUCGGAUGUGAUCACAGCUGUGGUUUUAGGUUUUCCUUUUCCAUGGUUGUUAUUGUGUGUCUGCUGGUCACCAGAACUUCAUCUGAAAGCCUCCAGGCUGGGUGGUGGGCUGGCUUAGGUGACCAACGCUGCCCAGUUCAUGACUUCUGGGGAUAAUGCAGCUGUUCUUUCUCUCAACACUUCUGACUUCCCUUCUUAUCCUGUUCUGUCUCUACUGGACACUAGCCAGUGUCAGCUCCGUCCUCACCAUAUUCACCAGGACACAUCUGAGUGAAUUCUCUGAAACUCAGUGAGCCCUCCUAGGCAAGCAGGGGAAUUAUGAGUUUUGUCACCUCUGGGAUACAAUAGCCGUGGACCCAUCUUCACCGUCUGUCGUCAGAAUUGACCAAUAGCCGUGGACCCAUCUUCACAGUCUGUCGUCAGAAUUGACCAAUAGCCGUGGACCCAUCUUCACAGUCUGUCGUCAGAAUUGACCAAUGGCCGUGGACCCAUCUUCACAGUCUGUCGUCAGAAUUGACCAAUGGCCGUGGACCCAUCUUCACCGUCUGUCGUCAGAAUUGACCAAUGGCCGUGGACCCAUCUUCACCGUCUGUUGUCAGAAUUGACCUCUCUGCAGCAGUGCUGAGAGCCCUGAUUCCUGGCCUGUUGUGAACUCUAGAAUGCUCGCACGCCUCUGCACUUCUCGGCAAGGACUGGGGGUCCCUGAUGGAACACUGGAAUGCUGAAUUUGCAGACACUGACAUGAAGGUGUUUCUGGAGCCUGUCUUCUUCAAUAUCCACAGGACAGACUGCAGCUGUUUACCUUCAGCAAACUGAGGGUGACUCUAUGAGAUCUAUGUUCUGCCUCACUGUGGGAAAGGCCAGAGAUCAGGACUAAAAGUCCUCAGCUCUUGCUGGGAAAACAAUGUCCUGACAAGCAGUUUUGUGUGACUUAGCCGUGAUCCCACACCUUCCAUCUCCUUGUCAUUCUUUGUUUGAAUCAUAUGACCAAGAGUUUUCUUCCAGAAGUACUUUCUGGGUUUUGCUUGCAUUUUGUUCUUCUUCUAUUUUUAGUGUAUCAAAUCAAUGUUAGAAAAAUCUAAAUCUUUAUCUGGUGCCCCAUUCUAGAUGUAAGAUAGUUAUUCAAUAGAUGCAAAUUAUUUCUUCUAGGAGGUGUUUCUUCUUUUGUUUCUGUGCAGUAUGUAUGAACUUGGUUAUUAGGAGACUAUAUUGUGACAUUACCAACCUUUAUUGCUAUUUAAAAAAUAAUAGUUUGUAGAACUGAGAUUCCCAUUGAUGUGAAGCACAAAAUUUAAUGAAUAAGUUAACAUAUUAAACUGUUGUGAUGUCAAGAAUAA
Messenger RNA from Peromyscus californicus insignis, 7122 nucleotides. RefSeq names its product heparan sulfate 6-O-sulfotransferase 3 (gene Hs6st3). Lineage: Eukaryota; Metazoa; Chordata; Mammalia; Rodentia; Cricetidae. Gene Ontology annotation, cellular component: membrane. The transcript has 2 exons. Gene Ontology annotation, molecular function: heparan sulfate 6-sulfotransferase activity. The coding region runs from base 16 to 819 and encodes 267 amino acids. The record is from RefSeq and is a predicted model, not a curated record.